Messenger RNA from Glarea lozoyensis ATCC 20868, 1146 nucleotides. Its product is annotated as PLP-dependent transferase. The transcript has a single exon. Bases 1 to 1146 code for a protein of 381 amino acids. Gene Ontology annotation, molecular function: dTDP-4-amino-4,6-dideoxygalactose:2-oxoglutarate transaminase activity; pyridoxal phosphate binding. The record is from RefSeq and is a predicted model, not a curated record. Gene Ontology annotation, biological process: polysaccharide biosynthetic process. Lineage: Eukaryota; Fungi; Ascomycota; Leotiomycetes; Helotiales; Helotiaceae.
AUGCAGAAAAAAAUCCCUUUCAAUCGGCCAACUUUCAUUGGAGGAGAAGUCGACAAUGUUAUCGAUGCCACAAAACGUGGUAGCCUGGGUGGAAAUGGUCAUUACACUAAGAAAUGUCAACAAUGGAUCACCCAGCACAUGGGCGGUGGACGAACCUUCCUUACUACUUCCUGUACCUCAGCUCUAGAGAUGGCAGCCAUACUUAUGGACAUCAAAUACGGUGACGAGGUUAUUGUGCCAAGCUACACCUACGUUUCAACGAUCAACGCUUUCCUCCUUCGGGGUGCAACUCUUGUUUAUGUUGAUGUUGAUCCUGGAACCAUGAAUAUCGAUCACAAACUCAUUGCGGCAGCAAUUACUCAAAAGACCAGAGCAAUUGUGGUUGUUCAUUAUGCGGGGGUAGCUUGCGAAAUGGACAGCAUUACGACUCUAGCUCGUGAUUCUGGCGUGUACAUUGUGGAGGAUGCCGCGCAAGCCCUGACAUCCAAGUAUCACUCGCGCAGUCUGGGUUCAAUUGGAGACAUUGGUUGUUUUAGUUUCCACGAAACUAAAAACUUCACAUCCGGAGGUCAGGGUGGUGCAAUAUCAAUCAAUAACGAAGAGCUUCUGGCAAGGGCCGAGGUGGUCUAUGACAACGGAACCAACCGAAUGCAAUUUCUUCGAGGCCUGGUCGAUUACUACCAUUGGGAAGAUAUAGGCUCUAACUUCUUUAUGUCUGAGGUUCAGGCAGCGUACCUAUGGGCACAGCUCGACAAAUCCUCAAUCAUCCAAGAACAGCGGUCAAAGCUCUGGCGCCGAUACAGAAAGUCCCUUCGACCCUUGGCAGAACAGCGUGCCAUUACUCUACCUCUCAUUCCGGAUGACUGCGAGCAUAACGCGCAUAUAUUCUUCUUCAAAUGUCUAUCUGCGGAACAAAGAAACGCAUUCAUCGCUCACAUGGAUCUAGGGGGAGUAGUUGUGUGUGCUCACUUUGUACCACUCCAUUCACGUCCGAUUGGCCUCAUGUCUGGACGCUUUGUUGGCCAAGAUAGGUUCACAACAGCGGAUAGCCAGUGCCUAGUGAGGUUGCCGUUGCAUUACAGCAUGAGUGUUGAAGAACAGAACGUGGUGAUAGAAAAGUGUUGGACUUUCUUCAAAAAAAGAUAA